Molecule: messenger RNA, 369 nt
Organism: Rangifer tarandus platyrhynchus (Svalbard reindeer)
Lineage: Eukaryota; Metazoa; Chordata; Mammalia; Artiodactyla; Cervidae
Source: the annotation of a GenBank genome assembly
AUGGCCAGCGGUUCGAGGCAGCAAGAGGCAGAUGCAGUGGGGCCCCAAGCAGCCACUGCCCCAGCCCAGGCAAGAGGGCCCCUCAGGGCCCCCCCAGGCCCCACCUCACUGGGCGAUUCUGUAUCUGAUAAAAGACGGAAACCCCCACAGGUUCAGGUGACAGACUCACGAGCAAACACUUGUCAGGGUCCAAGGUGGCCUGGAGCUGGACUGGUGGGGGAAUGCUCUAAUCUGUCCAGAGUCCCAAAUAAAGGUCUCCGUGUUCGCCCUCCCAGGGUCAAGGUCCCCGUGCCCGCCCUCCCACAGUCAAAGUCCCCAAGUCCACCCUUCCCCGGUCAAAAUUCCUACCCACAAGCCACCCUCACGUAA